AUGACUUCAGCAUUCGGCCCAAUCGCCGAACAACACCAGGACAAAUUCGACCUCGGAAUCUGGCACGCGCUCUUCAACUGGAACAACCUCACCGUCGCCGUCCAAAACCAAUGGGGCGGCCCCGACUCCUCCGAUAAGCGCGACUGGCUCGCAGGCCAAAUUUCCGAACUCUUCGCCGCAGAGCCCCUCACAGACCAAGAAGAUGUGGAAGUCGUCCUACUACAAGUCCUCGAGGACGAGUUCGGCGUGCGCGUAGAAGACGAGACCGAAGUCGCCGUUGCGCGCGAUAUCAUGGCGAUACGGAAGGAGAUUGGCGAGGGCAGCACAGCUAUGGUGGAUGCGCUACAGAAGAAGUGGGAAGAUAGGAAGGGCAAGGAGGUUGCGACUGGGAGUGUUAAUGUCAAGGAGACGAAUCAGGACUUUGAGGGGGAUAGUGUGGAUGAGGAGACGGAUGAGGAUGAGGAUAUGGAUAUGGAUGAUGCGCCUGCGCUUGUGCCUGCGAAACCGAAGGCGGCUAAGCCUGAGCCCGAGAUCGACGAGGACGGCUUCACGACGGUGGUUGGCAAGAAGAAGAGGUGA
Molecule: messenger RNA, 579 nt
Organism: Alternaria metachromatica
Lineage: Eukaryota; Fungi; Ascomycota; Dothideomycetes; Pleosporales; Pleosporaceae
Exons: 2
Coding region: 1-579 (192 amino acids)
Biological process (GO): maturation of SSU-rRNA from tricistronic rRNA transcript (SSU-rRNA, 5.8S rRNA, LSU-rRNA)
Cellular component (GO): nucleus
Source: RefSeq, a predicted model, not a curated record